CGAACCCCACUGUGAAGAAGAGGAACAGUGCUUUUGGGCGUGUGGUCUUUUGGACUGAGGCAGUGUAGUGGUCUUUGUGGAACAGUGUAAUGGUCUCUGUGGAACAGUGUAAUGGUCUCUGUGGAACAGUGUAAUGGUCUCUGUGGAACAGUGUAAUGGUGUUUGUGGAACAGUGUAAUGGUCUCUGUGGAGCAGUGUUGUGGUCUCUGUGGAACAGUGUAAUGGUCUCUGUGGAGCAGUGUUGUGGUCUCUGUGGAACAGUGUAAUGGUCUUUGAGGAACAGCGUAAUGGCCUUUGUGGAACAGUGUAAUAGUCUUUGUGGAACAGUGUCAGUGGUCUCUGUGGAACAGUGUAAUGGUCUCUGUGGAACAGUGUAAUGGUGUUUGUGGAACAGUGUAAUGGUCUCUUGUGGAACAGUGUAAUGGUCUCUGUGACUGAGCUAGUGUACUAGUCUCUGUACUAAGACAGUAUAAUGGUCUCAUUGUAAUGGUCUUUAUAAUGAGACAAUGCAAUAAGAAAUCUCAAAUGAAAAUGAAAAAAAAGUAAGUUUGUUUUCCUCGAUUACUGAACCGUAAAACCGGAAAAGUUUAAUUGUAGAAAAUAUUUCAAAAUGCAGGACACUGGUUCAUCAUGACCCAUCGCUCCUUGCACCAGACUGCCAAUGUUUGUUGCAAGCGUCAGUAAGACUUGGCAUUUACUUACAAGACUUUGGUAUGAAUCCCAUACACAAUCCCGACUCUCUCAUGAGAGCGUGAACUCUCAUGGCGGUAAGGAGUAACUCUUCCCUUUCACUCGAGUGACACCUACCUCUAUGAGCCUCCAGCCCUCAGUCGUGGCACUGCCCAGGAGGCGGUCAUACGUCCAACCGCCGCCAUGGGCACUGAGAGGCGUUUUGAGCUGGGUCAAGGAACCAGAGCCGAUAUUCGUCUACCAGAGUGGGCUGUUAAUGUCUGUUAUUCGAACUUUGUCCGCCAGUGAAAGUAACGAGCAGAGAGAUCGUGAGAAAGCCCGCUUGGAGAGAGAAUAUCGGAAAAGUGAUCAACGCUUAGAUCUCUUGAUAACAAAGCAUGACCAGUCUCUCAAAGAUGUUAUGGAAAUUUUCAAGGUGGUCUCAGGACGGCUUGCAGAAUCUCGGGAUCGGAUUCGUACUAUUAAAGAUAAUCUAGCAGCAUGUAAGCGCUUAUUGCAUUGCAAACGGGAUGAGUUGAAAGAGAGAUGGCUAGAAGGUGUUGAGCACAAACAUGUUAUGCUUUUGUUGGAGCAGAUAGAUGAAGUCAGAGAUGUUGGGGAACGUGUUGGGAGUUACAUGAAUAAAAAGCACUUCCUUCAUGCAACACAGCUUCUUGUAACAUCUUUAAAUCGUCUUGGAACCGACCUAAAGAUGGUGGAGGCCUUAAAGGAGGUUAAUUCUGAUCUUCAUGCCCGAAAAGAGAAACUCCAUGAAAAUUUGAUUGAGGAGUUGCACAGACACCUUUACCAGAGAUGGACGAAAGAGGUGCUAGCCUUGAGGCGGCAGGGAUCUGGUAGAGACUCGGCGAACACUCUUACUCGUGUGGGUUCUGACCGUACCAGUUUAGGGACCAGCAAAGCGGACAAAGCUCGUAAAAAUCUGCAAGAGAUGAUGAGCACGCCUAACAAGUUAAAAGGCUUGGAACCAGGAAAGAACAUAGAGGAAGAUGUCAGUGGAACUGAUCCUGAGGCAAACCCUCAACAUUUUAUGGCCAUUUUAGUUGAGUGCCUGGCUCUUCUUGGAAAGUUACCAGAGGCUGUAGAGACUAUCAAACGUCGAAUGCAGAAAGAGCUUAGUGUUAUCAUUCAGCGCACAACGCAGCAGAUUAUUGACUAUCAUCCAGCGGCACCUCCAGAUGAUCCUCCUAGCACAGGAUUAGGGUAUCUCAAGGCAGACUCAAGAGAAGCCAAGUUGUUGCAGGAGCUUUUGCAGGUGUUGUUCGAACAGUUCCGUCUGGUUGUUGCAGCUCAUCAGUCUGUUUUAGGAAGCAUGCGAGUCUCUGCAGACAAACAUGGGAUGGAAUUGCACCUGUAUACCAUGCCCGACGUUUGGUCCAAAGUUCAGGCAGCAUUCCAGGUAAUGUUAAGUGAAUACUUAGAUCUGAGUCAGCUUGGCACAAGUCAGCAGCAGGCACCUGCUGCAUUCAAUGAAGCAGCCACUGACCUCUCGUCCUUCUUCUCCAAGAAACGCACAACAAGAUCUAAAAACUAUUCCCUCUUCAAGUUUGAGGCUUCAUACCAUGCCAUGACCAUGAACUCAUAUCUCAUGGAGCAGGCGGCAGAGCAAGGCAUUGAUGACUUUGGCACUCCAGGAGUGUCGGUUACAGAUGGCAAUACAAGCAGUGCAGCUGGUGGUGGCAGUAAAUCCAGUGGUUUGACAGAAAAGGCACUUGUAUGUCCUUCCUCUCCUCACAAUAUAACAGCUGUUUUCAACCCCCUUCAGUCUUUCAUUCGUGAGAUUGAAGAAGCUCUAGGCUGUUCCCCAGGAACCCAUUGCACAUUGUAUGUUUUUAUCAAUGACUACAUCAAGGAUGCUUUCUUGGCACAGUUGCAUGUUGAGACAGCUGCCAGAUUAGAGCAAGCUACCAAAGCACUCGAUCAGUGGAGGACAUGCAAAGAUCCUCAGGUGCUCAAGUCACUGAAAGUCACAAGGCCUUUGCUCCAGAGCAGCAUAAGUGUUUGGCAGAGCAUUGAAGAGCUUCGAUGGCUAUUGAGUGCUCUUCCCCUGUAUGCUGACCAUUUUGUAUCUAUGAUGUGUAACACGCUCAUGAAUUACCGAGAAACCUGCCAGGCAGCGUAUCGAGGCAUCACCCAGCCAGAUUCUGAGGAUAAGCGUAUUAUAUCUGCUACCUGGGCCAAGGAUGAAGACAUAAGUCGAUUUUUGAGAGAUCUUCCCAACUGGAGAGCGCUACAAGCUGGAGUUUCAUCAGAGAACUCUGUAGAAGGAGAUGAAAAUCCUGAAGAAGUCGGUGAAAGGAAUCGUAAGGAAGCUGAGAUUUUGACUGGAAAUCUAGGGGAUCAGUUGAUACCACAGCAUGAAAUCCUGGCUGAUCCUGCUCAGCUACGUACACUGGGUCAUCUGCAAGAGAGUUUGGAAUGGUUUGGAACCUGCAUCAUAAAGUUUGCUACCUCAUUACCUGUGAAGUCUACUUCAACUGGCAUCAUGGCAUCAGGUGAAGUACCACCUGUAUCUGAUGCUUCGGUUCAGACACUCACAUCGCUAGCGAAGGACUUUGAAGAACUUGCUCACACUUGCUUGCUGGUGCUCCAUUUGGAGGUUCGCCUCCAUUGUUUCUUUUAUUUAUUGCCAAUUGCAAGAGGUGGCAGCUUUGCAUCUGGAUUGGAUUCGCAAGAACCAGACACAGAAGUACUGAAACUGAUAAAAGAUCUCGCUACCAUCGACGAGGCUCUCGCCAAUACAUUACAUCCGAGGAAGUGUAAGUAUAUUUUUGAAGGUCUAGGACCACUAAUAGCCAACAUCCUGAUGACGUCCAUCAUCCAUAUUCGCCGUAUCAAUGAAAAUGGGAUAAAGAAAAUGUGUCGGAACAUCUUCAGCAUUCAGCAACAGCUCACAAACAUAACCAUGACCCGAGAAUUGGCGUUGGAUCAGGCACGACAGUAUUAUGAAAUGCUUUACCACACCCCAGAGGAAAUCCUUAAUGCCAUAAUGAACCGAGGAAAGCAGUUCGCGGAACUGGAAUACAUUAAUGCCCUUCAGCUCUUGCAUCGCUCCUCUCCUGGAAGCUCUCAGGAGGCACUGCAUGCUAGCCUGCAGCGACUGUCUGAGAUUCUGGGUGACGUUGGUGUGACGGUCUAGGCCUUUGUACGCUGGUGUUCAGGGCUCACGUUAAACGGAUAUGUAAAUGGCGCUCUUAUGGUUGCUAAGAGUAGGAAGUUAUGUACAGAUAGAGAGAUUCGUUAUUCUUUAUAUUUAAUCUGUAAUAUGUAUAUAUUGUACAAUAUACAAGUAUUUAAGGUAAUUUACUAUUAAAGUCAAUAAUUUUUUAUUAUUGCAUCUUACUCAUAAAUUUGUUAGACCUAAACGACCCUUGACAUUGUAAAUUACAAGUUACAUGACAAUUCAGCUUUGUAGUUUGUUAGUCGUUGUGUGCACGUCUUGUAACCAUU
Molecule: messenger RNA, 4137 nt
Organism: Macrobrachium nipponense
Lineage: Eukaryota; Metazoa; Arthropoda; Malacostraca; Decapoda; Palaemonidae
Gene: Sec8
Product: exocyst complex component 4-like
Exons: 19
Coding region: 812-3826 (1004 amino acids)
Biological process (GO): exocytosis; Golgi to plasma membrane transport; chemical synaptic transmission
Cellular component (GO): exocyst; synapse; growth cone membrane
Source: RefSeq, a predicted model, not a curated record